AUGGAUAAUUGUAUAUUUAAAUGUGUACCAAAAGAUAAGUGGAUUAUAAAUUUAUCUGAAAGAUAUAUCCCUAAUCAUGUUUUGCAUAUUGCACGCUUGGGAAAAAAAUUUGGAGUGCCAUAUAUGAAGACCAAUGAAAUCCCAUUGGCUCAAAUCAUUGCUGCUAUCGAAUUGGAAGUAACAAAUAUGGAAGAAGAGGAAAAAAUCAAAACAAGAUCUAGUUACAUGCAUGCAAUAAAUAAUUACUUACAAAAAAGGAGACAAUUGGAUGAUAAUGUACUCAGAUAUAAGCUCAGAGUAGCUAAAAGGUUUAUGAAAAAAAAUAAAGACAUAAUUUUUCUGAAAGCUGACAAAGGUAACACGACAGUAAUAGUAACAAAAAAUUUUUACCUUGAUAAAAUGAUGAGUAAUCUAAAAGAUGAAAAGACAUACAAAAUUUUAAAGUACAAUCCAACAAAAAUACUCAAAUAUGAAGUUUAUCAAUUACUCAAAAAUUGGAAUGAGGAUGCUUUCAUUGACGAAGCCACAAAGCAUCAUCUCUCCGGAAUGAAUGGAAGUAUUGCACGUGCUUAUGGCUUACCAAAAAUUCACAAACCAGACAUACCAUUCAGAAUAAUAGUAUCUUUUAUCAACUCACCGACAUACAGACUGGCUAAAUAUUUACAACAAAUAUUAAAUAGAAGUUUAAAUCUUGAAUUCAAUCAACCACGUGGCUCAAAAAUAUUUAUCAAAAACAGUAGAUCACUCAUGGAGAAUAUUCGUCAAUUGCAACUUCCAGAAGAAUUUGUAAUGAUUUCAAUGGAUGUCGUAUCUUUAUUUACAAACAUUCCAUUAAAAUUGGUGGUAAAAGGUAUCGAAAGCCGAUGGAAUAUAAUUAAACAUCAUACAGGAAUUCCAAUGAAACAGUUUAUAGAGGCAAUUAAAUUAUGCUUCAACUCAUCAGCAUUUGUAUUCAAUGGAGAAUUCUAUCAACAAGUUUAUGGAGCUGCUAUGGGUUCACCUCUUUCACCAAUAGUUGCAGAGAUAGUAAUGCAAGAUUUAGAAAAUUUUUGUUUGAGCGAACUGGACUUUCCAGUUUAUUUUUAUACAAGAUACGUUGAUGAUAUCUUAGUAUUUCUUCCGCCAAAUGAAGUUGAAAAGAUUCUUGAUAUAUUUAAUAAGUAUCAUGAUCGGUUGAAAUUUACAAUAGAAAGAGAAGUGGACAAGAAGAUCAAUUUCUUGGAAUUGACUUUAAUUAGAUCUUCAAAUAAAAUUGAAUUUGACUGGUAUCAGAAACCUACAGCUACAGGACGAUAUUUAAACUACUAUUCUCAUCAUCCAAAGUACCAAAAACUUGGUAUCAUCAAACUUUUAAUUGACAAAGCAGUGCUGUUAUGUGAUCCACGAUUUCGAAAUAAAAACCUAGGAAUUAUUCGAGAAUCAUUGUUCAACAAUGGAUAUCCAAAAAACAUGGCUACUGGAUCAUUGGUAUUGAAACUGUUUGCUAAAAAAAUCAAAGUCAAAAGUGAAAUUAAGGAAGGUGACUCACUUCCUCAUCAUUAA
Messenger RNA from Chelonus insularis, 1542 nucleotides. RefSeq lists its product as uncharacterized. NCBI's taxonomy places the organism in Eukaryota, Metazoa, Arthropoda, Insecta, Hymenoptera, Braconidae. The transcript has 2 exons. Bases 1 to 1542 code for a protein of 513 amino acids. The record is from RefSeq and is a predicted model, not a curated record.